Molecule: messenger RNA, 1941 nt
Organism: Penicillium olsonii
Lineage: Eukaryota; Fungi; Ascomycota; Eurotiomycetes; Eurotiales; Aspergillaceae
Source: the annotation of a GenBank genome assembly
AUGGCUCUCAGCUUCUUCAGCAGUGGCGGAAGCUCAAGUAGCGCCAAGUACUUCGACAUUAGACUCAACGAUGAAUAUAUUGUAUUUCGCGGUGGUGAACAUGAAGCCGCCAGCGCCCACCUGCGGGGCACUCUGAUUCUGUGUCUGUCAGAGCCCUUGACCAUCAAACACCUGCGCCUGCAGCUAACGGGCAUGUCCCGCGUCUGGUAUGUGUCGCAACCACCCCCGCCGAGAUGGCUGCUAACCGAAAAUUUCAGCUGGCAACUCCCCUCGACCUCAGCCUCCGGGGGCCGCAAAUCGUGGCGGGAGCGGGUCUUCUACGAGAAGACAUGGCGAUUCCGGGACCCGGGUAAGGGAAAGACCGAGAUUCUUCCGGCGGGCAAUUACGAGUACCCCUUCGAUGUCAUCUUGGAGGGCUCCAUGCCCGAGAGCGUGGAGGGAUUGACCGAGACCUGGGUCAUGUACCGCUUCAAGGCCGAAAUCGGGCGCAAGUACGCCAAAGACAUUGUCGCCCGCAAGCCCCUCCGCAUUAUCCGCACGCUGGACCCCAGCGCCCUGGAACUCUCACAUGCAAUGUCCGUGGACAACAUCUGGCCCAACAAGAUCGAAUAUUCCAUCAGCACUCCAACCAAGGCGAUCGUCUUUGGAACCGCCAUCCAUGUCGAUUUCAAACUGAUCCCGCUCCUGAAGGGCCUUCGAAUCGGCACCAUUACGUCACAAUUGAUUGAAAGUCAUGAUCUCACCCUGAAUCCCGAAGACCCUGACUCGAUUCGCAACACCUAUAAAAUUACCAGGACAAUUCUGACCGACGAGCAUGAGAUGGACGAGGACAGCUUUGAAAUCAUUGACGAAGCGGCGGAGGGAUACCAUUGCGCGCGCGUGCUUGACAUGCCGCAGACCUUGACCCGCUGUCUGCAGGACACAGACACCAAGGGAAUCAAAGUUCGCCAUAAGCUCAAGUUCCGCAUUCAGCUGCACAACCCGGAUGGACAUGUUAGCGAGGUGAGUAUCAGCAGCUCUGUGGGAUCGACCAGGCUAACAUUCAAACAGCUCCGCGCUACGCUUCCAGUCUCUAUUUUCAUCUCACCUCACCUCACCAUUGACGAAAAUAACAAUCUCCGAGGGCAAACUCCUCAAACGACCCGGGUCGCUGUGGAUGAGUUCGCCCACCAAGCCCCUCCCCUGUACGGCGAGCACACUUUCGAUCAGCUAUACAGUGAACUUGACCCCAGUGGUUAUCGCACACCGGGUCCCGGCAGUGGCCCUGGCACUCCGUUCGGCCCUCUCAGUCGCAACAUGUCCUCUGAAAACCUGGCUUCCAUGAAUGCCUUGACCAACACCGAUAUCUCCGCUUCGGCGCUGCACCACCGUCUCACUAAUCUAAAUACCAACACGCGACACCACCCCGCUACGCCUAGUGCAAUGACACCCGGUGUGAUGACCCCCAGCGAUGGAUUCCAUGGGUCCCAGUCCCCGAUCGAUGGCCACAACAUCCACCGUCAACUCGGUGUCCCGAAUGACUACUUCGGCCCCUCAUCCGGAUCCAACUCACACAGCCAUGGCAGCCCCGAAUUGUCCCGCCGACCCUCCGACGAAGUGGAACACGAGACCCUUCCCUCCGGCAUGGCGACUCCCUUUCACCCCCAGUACGCCGAGGUGGAGACUCUCAGCCGAGUACCCAGCUACUCCACCGCCGUGCGGUGCGCAGUUCGACCCUGCGAUUCAGGUCUACCAGACUACAACGCUGUGAUCGCCAGCAGCUUGCCCACAAUCUCCGUCCCCCAAUCCCCCCAACAGGCCUACCUUCGCAGUGGCCGUACCAGUGGGAUUGCGACCCCCCUAGAGGUGCAUAACCGCCCCGGAUACUUCCAUUCCCACGGCACCCAUGCUGAUGAUGAGGAUCGCAGACUUAGACUUGAGCAAGCGCGCGCCAGAGCAUGA